UGCAGCCAUUUCGAACGGGUCCAGACUAAAUUCGCGAAUGUCGUUAACCCGUCGUGAAUUCAAAACCGGCUGGAUUCGCGAAGCAGGUCCGCACUGUCCUUCCGACUACUGUUUCGCACGGAACGGCUGCACUACGCCGUAACGAGUCUGCCUUCCAUUCCGUCACUUCCGCUUUGUCGUCAAAAGACUGUUCGCUCGCCACCUCGCCGCUGUUUAGUUAUUACUUGACUGCUUGGUAGCGAAGUAGUCACCGUGGGUGUUGGUAAAGGCCUGAGAGAUUAGACACUUCGGCGCAUGUCUAGUGCAUCGUGGCAAGAAAUUAGACGACACUCUAGAAGCACGACGCGUCCCCGGGGUAGGUCGGGCAGGAAUAGUCGCGACUGGCAGCUGUUAUUAUGAUUGCAAAAUAUAAACAAAGGAAAUCGCAUGCGAAAACCGUUAACGUUAGCCAGGCGAAGAACGAGGGGGUCGGACGGAUGGAAAUAUUGGUGGUUCUUCCAUCUGAGCAAGACUGCCAUCUUCAUCAUCUUCGUCCUUGGCUCUCCCCCCCUAACCAUCCUCCCACUGAGCCGUCCUCCCUUCAGCAACCACACUACCCCUGCUACUACAACCCUUCUGACCUUGUCCCCCCUCUUUGGAGCAGCGACAGCAGUGAUGGGGACAGGUGGAUGGAUAUGUGGGCAUGGAUGAAUGGGGCAUGGCGGUGGUGGGUUACAGAUGUUGCUAUACUUGCUAUGAUAGUUGCCUUUAAAUCAGCUGUGGUAGUUAUCUCAACGUAGGAUUGAAUGUCGAGAGAAUAAAGCGUACAAGGGUAUAAGCCCAAGUGUUGUACUUGUCAAACAUCUGUAUUUGUCAUGUUUGUAUAGACUGUAUAGGGUUACCGCUUAGAGGGUACAACA
Closterium sp. NIES-67 is the source of this 899-nucleotide messenger RNA. NCBI's taxonomy places the organism in Eukaryota, Viridiplantae, Streptophyta, Zygnematophyceae, Desmidiales, Closteriaceae. The record is from the annotation of a GenBank genome assembly.